AUGGUCAAGACCAGAGGAUUUCUGAGGAAGAUCUGCACCGAUACACCAGACACCGGUGGCUGUAACAAAGUCACAAAAUGUGCAGAAGGCCUACACAACAAGGCAUUUAUCCUGACAAUGGACAACGGUUGCGAAGUUUUGGCAAAGCUCCCAAAUCCUAACGCCGGGGCUGCUCGGUUCACAAUUGCUUCCGAGAUCGCUACACGCAAGUUACUUUCCGACGUCUUGAAGCUCCCUGUUCCUCGAGUCCUAGCAUCGUCCUUUGACGCAAAUAAUCAUGUCGGGGCCGAGUAUAUUAUUGAAGAAAAAGCGCCCGGUGUUCGUCUAGGCUCUGUUUGGAAUCAAUGGUCUCGAGAUCCAAAGCUCCAAUUGAUCAUCCAGAUGAUUGACAUUCAGAACAUUCUGACUGGUGUGACUUUUGAUAUGCACGGCUGUAUUUACUUCAAGGAUGAUCUUCGCUCCCUAGGCGAGGAACCUAAAGAAGCCAACAUUCAGUCUGCUACGACCAGCACCCUUGAUAUUUUUGCCAUGGGACCUCUCACUACUGGCGAAUUGUGGAACGGGGUACGGAGUGGCAUGAAUUUGGAUCGUGGUCCAUCAUCCCAGUGA
This is a messenger RNA of Penicillium roqueforti, 609 nucleotides long. RefSeq lists its product as uncharacterized. The transcript is spliced from 5 exons. The record is from RefSeq and is a predicted model, not a curated record. Gene Ontology annotation, cellular component: mitochondrion. Lineage: Eukaryota; Fungi; Ascomycota; Eurotiomycetes; Eurotiales; Aspergillaceae. Bases 1 to 609 code for a protein of 202 amino acids.